UAUCGAAUCUAUUUACAACCGCAAAAGGAGAAAGAGCCAGCUCUCGCAAUCUGCAGCGCUCAUAUUUUCUCAUCUUUUACAGAAAAUGGGCUUGUGGACGAUAUUGGAAGGGUUUUUACUUCUUGCAAAUGCUUUGGCAAUAUUAAACGAGGACCGUUUUCUUGCUCCUAGAGGAUGGAGUUUCUCGGAAUUCUCUGUGGGGAGGACAAAGUCAUUUAAAGGGCAGCUUAUUGGUCUCAUUUACGCCACUCAAUACAUGAGAGUUCCUCUCAUCCUACUCAAUGCAAUCUGCAUUUUUGUUAAGCUAGUUUCUGGUUGAUGCUGUUCUAGAAAUCUUGAAAUGGAAUUUGAAGCAUAGGGAUAUUCAGAUGGUUGUGAAAGACAAAAGCAGUCAGUUCAAAAUUUAGGUGAUAUAUCUGUUUUUUUUUCCUUAUAGGUUUGUAUCUUCAUUUUUAAAUUCGAAAUCGAGGUUUCAUGAUGGGAUUUUAUUGCCUGGAAUUUGUGAUAAGUGAAUAGCUCUAGCAUUUGUAUCAUUUGGGGAC
Messenger RNA from Hibiscus syriacus, 542 nucleotides. Its product is annotated as immediate early response 3-interacting protein 1-like. Bases 86 to 319 code for a protein of 77 amino acids. The record is from RefSeq and is a predicted model, not a curated record. The transcript has 3 exons. Gene Ontology annotation, biological process: endoplasmic reticulum to Golgi vesicle-mediated transport. NCBI's taxonomy places the organism in Eukaryota, Viridiplantae, Streptophyta, Magnoliopsida, Malvales, Malvaceae. Gene Ontology annotation, cellular component: Golgi membrane; endoplasmic reticulum membrane; COPII-coated ER to Golgi transport vesicle.